CAUCGUUCGGAACAAUACGCAUUCAGAGAAAUCUAGGGUUUAUAGGGCGUUUCCGCCAUGAAAUCACAGCGGCAGAACGACACGGAAGUUUGUCUUACCAUUACCCGACUCACUAAGCUAUCAAAGAACUCGACGAAUGUAAGAGAAGACUUGUUACCUACUGAUCUCCUUAUCGAGAUAUUCUCAAGAUUUCCGACCAAACAUAUAGCGAAAUAUAUAGCGACAUGUCGCUGCGUCUCGAAGCUUUGGUCCUCAAUUUUUUACCGUCCUGAGUUCACUGAUGUGUUGUUCUUGACCAAAUCUUCUGCUAGUCCACAGCUCUUGUUCGCCUGCCAAACACAGAGCGAGUUGCUCUUCCUCUCUUCACCUCAGCCUCAAGAUCCUGUUGAGAACCCGUCUCUUGUAACCGCUAGUUGUCUUACGAAAGUCCCCUUCAACUUUUCCAAUGAAAGUUUUAGUACUAUCAACGGCUUCCUCUGCCUUAGAUACGAUAUCGUAAAGGAAAGGAAAAGCUCAAAGAUGCAGUUCAUAUGUAACCCUAGCACGGGACAACGCUUACCUUUACCGAAGAUGAAGACGGUUGGGCAGAAGAGUUAUUUUGGGUAUGAUCCUAUUGGAAAACAAUACAAGUUAUUUUCCAUGACCUCGUCUAAUGAUAAAUAUAAGGGUAAUUGGAAGGAGUAUCGAAUUCUGACACUAGGAACUCAAAAGCUCUCAUGGAGAAGGAAGGAAUGUUGUGUGCCUCAUUGUCCUGUACAUAAUGAGAUAUGCAUCAAUGGUCUUUUGUAUUAUAGAGCCAACGGAGACGGUUUCACAAAGGCUACUAUGAUAGUUUGCUUUGAUUUUAGGUCUGAGAAGUUCAGUUUUAUGAAAGUCACUGAAAAUUUUAGUAGAGCAGUGGAUCAUAAAGCAACUUUGAUAAACUAUAAUGGUAAAUUAGGUUCACUCAGGUGGGAAGAGCCUUACUCUCUUAGUAGAGGAACCGGAAGUUUUGUCUUGUGGGUUCUACAAGACGCCGAGAAACAUAAAUGGUCCAAGCAUGUUUAUGUGUUGCCUCCUUUGGGGAUUGAGUUAGCUGGGAUGGCCGAGUUGUACUUCGUUGGUGUGAUUGGUACAGAUGAAAUUGUGUUGUCGAUGGACAUUCCAACUAAACCUUUCUACCUCUUCUACUACAAUAUCAAGAGAAACAGUAUCGUUAGAGUUGAAAUCCAAGGAAUACAAGCGCUAAAGGGUAGAAGUGUUCGAACGCUUCUAAACCAUGUAGAGAACGUGAAUCUUAUGUAACUGUUCUUAUGACUUUAAGAUCUGUAAGAGAGCUGCUUUGGCUCUUAAUUAAAGCUCUCACAAAAAAAUAAAGAUCAUAGAUUUUCAUAAAGCCACGCCACUGUAUUUCCACUGGUUUGUUUAGUUAUAACCAUAACCCAACAUAUACUCGAAUUCACAAAGAGGGAGAAAGCAAUGGAGUCGCCUAUGUUUUUUAAGGGAGUAUUUUAUGGAUAUGUUUACACUUUGCAGAAUUGGUUCAGUACACACUCAAGAGCAAUGGGUUUUGUUCUUAGCUAACAUUAGCUUUAUACUCUUCUCUAUCUACCAAUGUGUAACUGUGAGAUCCUGUGUGUAGAUUUCUGUAAUUGAUAUUGUAAUUCUCUGUAUAUACACCAAAAAGGUUCAAGUACUUGGUUUAAAAGAAAAUAUUGAUAAACUACCAUGGUAUAUUAUGAAAAAUUGUAAAUUUUAGAAGAUGCUGAAAAUAGUAAUGGUCAGAGGAUACAUCCGUAUUAUCAGCGUCGUGCAGGAAUGUAUUUGAAAAAAAAAGACUAUUUAGAUGGCUCGUGUUGUCACUGACUCACGGCACUACCAAGCGUCUAGCCAAACCGAGCCUUUCUACAUUUACCACGAGAGUUGGAAUAUAAAGGAAAAGGAAGCCUUUAAAGGUAACAGAGCUUACACCUUUGUAGACCAUGCAGAGAAUGUGAAGCUUAUGCACAUGUAAAAAGAUAUAAAACAUGCAUGUGUUGGUCUCUGGUUUUAGUUGAUGAUGUACUGAUGGAUAGAUUUUCCUUCAGUUCUACCUUUGUGCGAUCUCUCUCUGCAGUAUGCAGGUUCUUUGUUGUAUCCAGUACUGCAGGUUCUUUGUUGUAUUCAGUUUAGCUUCUGGUGCUGUGAUUUUGUUUUUCUCUUUUUGGUGGCAGUUGCAAGAGAAACUCAUUGGCAUAUUUCACUUGAUGAAUAUGGUGUUGAUGGAUAUGAAGUUCUCGGUUGUCUCCUGUUUGGAGCAAUUUCUUUUUUCUAUAUUUCCUCUUGUAUGGAGUGAAUUGGAAGCGCAAGCAUUGUUGGUAUUGGAAGGAUCUUCCUCCCAACUAAUCCCCAUCUCUGCUUUUGGUACAGUGAUUGUGAUCCUUUGGAUUACACUAGAUGCAAGUAUUCAAGAAGUUUAUGAAAUUGUUAUGCAAUUUUUGUUGUUUCUUGCUGUGAUUUGUAUCAAUUAUAUCCCCUGUUUUAUCAGUUUCUUAUUGUUGUUGGCUCUUUGUAGCUUUGUUUUAUCCUCCUCUAAUGGAGUUUGAAGUCUUCUAAAUUAAAUGUUGAUAAAAAAACAUGCAUGUGUUUAUGAUACCAAAAUCGCCGCUCUUGGCAAAAGCAUGCAACAAAGCAAAAUUAAUUUGUAAUAGCCACUACUAUGAAAAUGUUUCAGGUACUUUACAUGGUUUAUAGAAAGAUUUUGGUAUUACCUUAAUCAAUCAUCAAGUUUACAAGUACAGAAGAAGAAAAGAGAGAAAACAAUGUGUUUUACAUCAUAUUUUACAUAUGAAUCAUACAAAAACCCCAACACCUUGAAUGUGAAAUAAUAUUAUUUUUUGGUUGAUCAAUCAAUAUAAUGUGUAGAAGGUAAGAAACUAAACAUGACUCUCAAGAACCCUUUGAGAUCCUACUUUUUGCACGUUAACAAAGGCCUCAAACCUCUCGAUAUGCUUUAUAGGCUUCUCUUAGCCAAGAAAGCAUGCACAAUAUACGUUUGCUAUGUAUAUACGGAGAUCAAACUUUAAACCGCCGCUUUAAUUUUAUUCUUUUAAGGGAAGCUAGGGUUUACAGCAAGGUCAUCUCCGACAUGAAAUCUAAGCGCAAUAAGCGAACUAAGACCUUGUUGAAUGGAAGAGAAGACGAUCCCUACUGAUCUCAUAAUCGAUAUACUGUCUAAACUGCCGAUGAAGUCCUUAGCUAGAUGUCGUUGCGUAUCGAAGCUCUGGGCCUCAAUAGUUGAUCUUCCCUGUACAACAGAGUUAUUCACCACCCGAGCUUCAGCUCACCCGCAGCUAUUGUUCGUCUACAGACAAAAAUACAAGCUUGUAUUCCUUUCGUUACCUCAGCCUCAGAAUCUUGAUAAGAACUCGCCUCCUCAGAAUCUUGAUAAGAACUCGCCUCCUGUAGCUGUCAAGCAUCUAUCGUGUAUCCCCUUUCGUGGUUCUUCUUGUUACGUUAGUGGUCAUGUCCAAGGCUUGGUAUCUCUUAGAGUUAUACAUAAGCGGAUGUCACUACAGAUAAUAUGUAACCCUAGCACAGGACAAGCUUUAACCUUACCGAAAAUAAAGAGUAGCAGCUUUAUAUUUAGGGUGAGAAGCAUUCUGGGGUAUGAUCCCAUUGAUAAUCAAUUCAAGGUAUUGUCCUUAUCAGGGUACUCAAAAAUAACUCCUCUUGAUCAGCAGCAUCAAGUUCUGACAUUGGGAACUCAAGAACUUAAAUGGAGAACGAUCAAGUGUUCCACACCCCAGCAUUCUUUCAAACACGGGAUAUGCAUCAACGGUGUUUUGUAUUGUCCAGUUCGUGCACCAGGAAGAAAUCAUAUGAUAGGUUGUUUUCACGUUAGGUCUGAGAAGUUCACUUUUAUUAAAGUGAAAACAACUUUUAUCAAAGCAGUCUUUCAUGGCACUCUGAUAAACUACAAUGGCAAAUUAGGUUCACUUGUAUCUGGUGGGUCUCGCUUCGCUGAUGGAGCAAGUAGAAGUUUUCAGUUGCUUGUUAUAGGAGAUUUUGAAAAGCAGGAGUGGUCCACGCAUAAUUACGUGUUACCUCGUCUUUGGAAGAACUUAGUUGGAAGAGCCGUGCUACGGUUAGUUGGAUUUGUUGGUACCAAUGAAAUUGUCUUCUCGCACCCUUCCCAGGUUAUCUACUACAAUAUCGAGAAACGUACUAUCCUAAAAGUUGCUAUCCAAGGGGCAGAAGCGCCUCAGUAUAAUUUUGUCAUCACCUUUCUAAACCAUAUGGAGGAUCUCAAAUUUACGCAUGCGUUUAAGUAAUGAUUUUAUAGAACUUGAGAGUUUUGUAACAAAGCUCAUUAUAUUUGGCUUAUCUUUACUACUGAUUUUUUGUACUUGUCACUUUUUGGCUUAUUGGAUGGUUAUUUUCUGGUUUCUGUGUGAAUUUUUUUGGGGUAUGUGUCUACACUUUACAGAAUUGGUUCAGUACACAUUCAUGAACAAUGGUUUGCUUUUAGCUAACAUAAGCUUUAAAUUAUCUAGGAAUGUGUACUUGGGUGAUCGUCUGAUUGGAUUUCUAUAAUUGAUAAUGUAAAUUGUCUGUAUAUACAAACACUUGGUUUAUAAGAAUUCUAUUUGAUAAACUUCCAUGGUAAAUUAGGAGCACUAUGUGAUAAAGGUCUGCCUUUGUAUGGUUUUAAGUUUUUGAGUUUUAGAAAAUGCUAAAAAAGGAUUGUUUAGAA
This is a messenger RNA of Brassica rapa (field mustard), 4714 nucleotides long. Its product is annotated as F-box protein DOR. The record is from RefSeq and is a predicted model, not a curated record. Gene Ontology annotation, molecular function: protein binding. Lineage: Eukaryota; Viridiplantae; Streptophyta; Magnoliopsida; Brassicales; Brassicaceae.